Rubroshorea leprosula is the source of this 1078-nucleotide messenger RNA. NCBI's taxonomy places the organism in Eukaryota, Viridiplantae, Streptophyta, Magnoliopsida, Malvales, Dipterocarpaceae. The record is from the annotation of a GenBank genome assembly.
GAGCCAUCAUUUUUCAGUUCUUCGCUCUUUUAUAAUGACCGUGGUUUGAAGUCUCCGACGAUUUAAUGGCGGCAGAAACGAGGUCCAAUUUGACGUCGACGCAGAGGUACGCGGCGAGUGCACUGUUCGCGAUCGCGCUCCACCAGGCUCAGAUCAACCAGACCCGCCCGUUGGGCUUAGCCGCUGAAGAUGAUUCAUCAACCGGAGACAGAAUCAGCAGCAGCAGCAGCAGUAGCGACUCCGUCUCUGAGGAUCCUGACCUUUGGGUCCACGAAAAUUCGGCUCUGCUCCGCCCUGUUUUCAGAUUUCUGGAGAUCGAGUCUACAGCAUGGACUGGACUAGAGGAAACUGCAGGUUCUACUCCAGUAAAACAUCAUAUUGGAGCAUUUUUGAGGUUGUUAGCAGAAGAAACUGAUGAGAAUUCGUCCCUGAGGUUAGAUAAGGAGUUUGCUUUGUCUAAAGCUGUUGAUGCAAUGGCACUUUGCAUGGAAACAAAUUCUGAAUCUUCCAAGGCUAAGAAGGAGAAGCAUCGUGAAUAUCAAAAUGAAUGUCGUGAGAAGUAUUCUAUUAGCGAGGAGACCAAACCUGAACCUUCUGAGUUUAAGAAGGUGAAACAUCUUGAGAAUGAAAAUAAAUGUACUGAGAAAUGUUCUACUAGUGAGGUGCUGCCAAAGUCUGAAGUGGCAAAUCUACAGACAGAGACUCCAAGAGACACUGAUGCUAGUCUGCCUGGUGGGGAUGAACUUCAUGGGCCUGGCAAUACUCUGAGUGAGAAACUGGCUGAAGAGGUUACAAUGCUCAGUUAUCAGAGGAAAGUAACUGUUCUCUAUGAGCUUCUUUCAGCUUGUCUAGCAGAUAUUGGUGAAAAGAACAAAAAAUAUUCAAGAAGAAGGAAGGCCUAUGAUGCUCGACAUCGGGUGGCCUUGCGAUUGCUAGCAACUUGGCUUAAUAUUGAGUGGAUAAAAAUGGUUUGAAAACUGAAUCUGUUAUUCCUUUUCAUAUGAUUUCAAACUCAAAGUUUGUUUUAUCUUUUUAGCUCUCCUGCAUCAUGCGUAGCCAAUUAACCAUUACUGUGAAU